GCCUAGCCCCUCACCAGCGAAGAAGACGGCAUCACGGCAGACGGCUCAUGGAUCUUCGGUUUCGAUUAACCUAGUUAGAAGAAAGAAAAAAGCUUCAAACUUUUGUAUGCUUUUGAAUCUAUUCUAUAACCAAUAAGAUGAAGGAAGAAGAAGUGAAUCGAUGUCAGAUUCAGGACUGGUACCCGAAAUUUAAAUCUGUAUCCAUUAAAACCCUGAUUCAUGAACUUCCAGAAUCCUUUGUUGACUAUCUUCGUGAUGACCAUGGGCCAUUCCUUCUUCCUGUUUCCAUCACAAAUGAAGAUGCUCUUCCCAAUAGAAUCCAUAAUCCUGAAGAGGAAGAAGACUAUCAAGUAUUGGAAGGCUCUGGAGAUGAAGCAGAACAGCCUCCAUCACCCCCUUCUUUCCCAGAACUUGAAUUGAAGAUUAAAGAAUCAAUUGAACUCCUUGGCGGUGCUGUCUUCCCUAAGUUGAAUUGGAGUGCACCAAAGGACUCUGCUUGGAUUAGCACAACUGGGACUCUCCGGUGCACCUCCUUCAGUGAGAUUGCACUUUUGUUACGAGCAUCUGAUUCAUUAAUCCAUGAUUUGUGCCAUGCAUAUGACUCAUGUAUUGAUAAAUCCUUGUCAAGACCUGCCAAUUUCUACCUUGCCCUACGCAAAUGGUAUCCCUCCCUGCGACCAGAGAUGGAAUUCCGUUGUUUUGUACGGGAUGGGCGUCUAGUUGGAAUUUCCCAACGUGAGGUCACUGGAUUUUAUCCUGGUCUUCUUGAAAAGAAAAACGAUCUUGAAGUGGUAAUAAGGCAAUUCUUUUUAGAUAAAGUGAGUCCAAGUUUUGAAUUAGCAAAUUACACAUUUGAUGUUUAUGUUAAAAAGGAUGAUCGGGUUAAGCUUGUGGAUUUCAACCCUUGGGGUGCAUUCACACUGCCAUUGUUGUUCACAUGGGAAGAGUUGGAGCAGAAGUGUGGGGAAGAGGAAGAUGAGGAUGUUGUGGAAUUUAGAAUUGUAGAGAGCCACUGUGCAGUUCGGCCCGGGUUGAAGACUGCUGUUCCCUAUGAUUACUUGGAUGUUAGCCCUGGCAGUGGUUGGGAUCAAUUUUUGAGGAAUGCUGACCAGGAGUUGCAGCGGCAGACCAGAUCCCCAGAAGCAGGUGGUUAACAUUUCAAUUUGCAGGUUCGUAUUGCAGUCCUCCCGCACCCCACUAAAACACAGUAUUUUUAUGUAUUUUGUUUUUAGAUGGUAGGUGAAACAUUUGAUAUAGGUGUUUCAUUUGUGAUGUGCAAAAUCUUAUAUUAUGAUAUAUUUUAUGUUCAGCUCAACUUUGCUUAUCCAGUUUUUUCUUAUUACUGGUUUAUUUAAUGGGUGUUUCCUCUUGAUCAA
Molecule: messenger RNA, 1376 nt
Organism: Vitis riparia (riverbank grape)
Lineage: Eukaryota; Viridiplantae; Streptophyta; Magnoliopsida; Vitales; Vitaceae
Product: cell division cycle protein 123 homolog
Exons: 2
Coding region: 138-1154 (338 amino acids)
Cellular component (GO): cytoplasm
Source: RefSeq, a predicted model, not a curated record